Messenger RNA from Fundulus heteroclitus (mummichog), 2201 nucleotides. It is a transcript of the gene sp5l, whose product is annotated as Sp5 transcription factor-like. The record is from RefSeq and is a predicted model, not a curated record. Gene Ontology annotation, molecular function: RNA polymerase II cis-regulatory region sequence-specific DNA binding; DNA-binding transcription factor activity, RNA polymerase II-specific. The transcript has 2 exons. NCBI's taxonomy places the organism in Eukaryota, Metazoa, Chordata, Actinopteri, Cyprinodontiformes, Fundulidae. The coding region runs from base 369 to 1475 and encodes 368 amino acids. Gene Ontology annotation, biological process: regulation of transcription by RNA polymerase II.
CGCCUGCAUCAUACUGGAGACCCCGUUGAGAGGAUCUUUUCUCUCUAUAAAGACAAGAUGCUGCUCGGGCGUCUUUGAGAUGUUCGCGCUGGAUUUUUACAGAGCGCACCUCUGUUGAUAACUUCAGCUAUCAACUGAUCUAAACUGUCUGCAAACCAAAACAACAUUUCCCCGGUGGGGCUGCGGAGCUUUUUUUUUUUUUUUUUGAAUGAAACGGGAUUUAUCCAGAUUAGCGCUCACCUAAAGUGUCGGGAGUCCUUUAAGAUCCUGGAUGCGCGCAUUUUGCCGCAUCUCCGGCUGUAGUUUCGGAUUUCGUGCGUCCUCGGAGCAGUUUGUGCUGCAGGCGGGGAAAAGCAGCGGAAGGACAGAUGGCUGCGCUCACGAUACAGAGGACUGACAACUUUCUACACACCUUUUUGCAGGACCGGACGCCCAGCUCCUCUCCGGAGGGAGCGCCCAACGCCCUCUCCUUCCUGGCCACCACCUGCAGCCAGGCCUGGCAGGUGGGCGGCACCAUGGGCUCGGACGGGUCCCAGUUUCCCUACGAGGGCACCGUCAGCUCCACGUCUGGAAUGUUUCAGCUCUGGAGCAACGACAUGAACCCCAGCACGGCCCUCAGCACGCACCAGAUGACCUUAACGGUGCCCAAGGUGCAGUUUCCCGGGCACAUGCAGUCCGGCCUGGGUCACCCUCAUCAUCACCACCACCACCACCACCAUCCUCAUCAUCAUCAUCACCACGAGCUGCCUCUAACCCCUCCAGCUGAACCCGCGUCCUACUCCUUUGAACUGUCCCCUGUUAAGGUGCUUUCCUCCCAGCCGCAGUCCAGCAGCCCUUAUUAUCCCCAACACAACAGCGUGGGACAAAACUUCCCCAGCUUUCUGCAGAACUCCUCCGCCAGGCAUCACCUGUCGGGCGGCCAUGUGGAGGACGGGCAGCAGUGGUGGAGCCUCCCCCCGAACAACACCGCUCCGGCCAACCACCCCUUCUCCCUGGGCAGGCAGCUGGUUUUGGGUCACCAGCCGCAGAUAGCCGCUCUCCUCCAGGGCACCUCCAAGGGUCUGCUGAGCUCCACGCGUCGCUGCCGGCGAUGCAAAUGCCCGAACUGCCAGAGCAACGGCGCGGGGCUGGAGUUCGGCAAGAAGAGACUGCACAUCUGCCACAUCCCAGAGUGCGGCAAAGUGUACAAGAAGACGUCCCACCUGAAGGCGCACCUGCGCUGGCACGCCGGGGAGAGGCCCUUCAUCUGCAACUGGCUCUUCUGCGGCAAGAGCUUCACCCGCUCCGACGAGCUGCAGCGGCACCUCCGCACGCACACCGGGGAGAAGAGGUUCGGGUGUCAACAGUGUGGCAAGCGCUUCAUGAGGAGCGACCACCUCUCCAAACACGUGAAAACCCACCAGAGCAGGAAGGGCCGGUCAGGGCAGCCCUCUCAGAGCACAGACCCAAUGCUCGCCAGUAUUAAAAGAGAGUGAUCUGAUUCACAGAGCUGAAAUAAAGCAAGACGAAACAAGACUGUGAGGAACCCACUUACUGCCAUAGAUUUGCACUACAGGGUAAGCCCUCCCUGAAUCUUAUUCUUCCCUGUCAGAACCCUCUCCUGCUUUUAGAUUCACCCGGACUCACCAGAAAACACAUUGAUUACCGUCUUGAUCGUUUCUGACCCUUGAAUAAAACCUUUGCAGUGACGUUGUGGUCGUUCAACGUGGAGGAUUUAAGAGAUUUUGUAAUUCAUUACAGUGAAUCUCAUUUAAACUUCAACGGGUGUGAAAGUCUUAUUUUUUUAGACUGUUGUGUAAAUAUUUGACUUUGUUCUAGAGCUGAUGAUAAAAAAAACUGACAGGGUUCUACCUUAAUAUGUGCUCAGAAAAUUUAAGUUGAAUAUAAAUGUAUGCCUUAGUAAAAAAAAAAACUGCAAUAAUCCCUGAAAAUAUUUUGGGGGGAAAUUGCACAAAUGUUGCUGGUGAUAUUUAAAUUUUCAUUCCAGAUUUGCUCAACUGAAGCCCAGGAUGUGUUUGGAAAUGUAAACUCUUUUCGUCUACUGAUUAAUCUGCUCUCAAGAAGAAGAAGAAGAAAAAAUAUCCUGCAGAUUAAACCUUUUAAACGUGAAAAUUGUCUGUAAAUGGUGUGUAAAUACUCUGAACAAUUUUAUUUGGCUUUUGGCAAGAUGUAAAUUUUAAUAAACACUGUCAUGGAAACAA